Messenger RNA from Knipowitschia caucasica, 561 nucleotides. The record is from the annotation of a GenBank genome assembly. NCBI's taxonomy places the organism in Eukaryota, Metazoa, Chordata, Actinopteri, Gobiiformes, Gobiidae.
AUGCCGCUGCGAUGGUGGGACUGCCUGAUGCCCUCCCUGCUGCUCUGGGCCCCGGUGGCUCUGAUCGUGGUGAGUCGGCCUGUGCUCGGUGCUUGGACGGGACGGGCCCUCACGGCGGUGGGGUGGACCCUGUGGAGAGGCCUCUGUGUCCUGCUGCACUUACCCCUGCAGAAGACCCCCCCACAGACCUCCUCCUCUGGGACUGAGCUCCUGUUUAAACCUAGUUCUCUGGCCCAGCACCUGCUGCGUCACUGCGGGGCUCUGUCCAGGACCAGACUGGCCCCGUGGCCCCGAGGAGACCCCCACCUCCAGACCGUCCAGAGUCUGUGUGGACUGUCUACCCCUGCACUGCAAAAAAGGAUAACCUUUAAGUGCAGGGGUAGACAGUCCACACAGACUCUGGACGGUCUGGAGGUGGGGGUCUCCUCGGGGCCACGGGGCCAGUCUGGUCCUGGACAGAGCCCCGCAGUGACGCAGCAGGUGCUGGGCCAGAGAACUAGGUUUAAACAGGAGCUCAGUCCCAGAGGAGGAGGUCUGUGGGGGGGUCUUCUGCAGGGGUAA